Molecule: messenger RNA, 1320 nt
Organism: Penicillium waksmanii
Lineage: Eukaryota; Fungi; Ascomycota; Eurotiomycetes; Eurotiales; Aspergillaceae
Product: acyltransferase family protein
Exons: 4
Coding region: 1-1320 (439 amino acids)
Biological process (GO): polysaccharide biosynthetic process
Cellular component (GO): membrane
Molecular function (GO): acyltransferase activity, transferring groups other than amino-acyl groups
Source: RefSeq, a predicted model, not a curated record
AUGGCUACUAUUCGAGACCUGUCAGCCAAAUUGCCUCCCACCCUGCUACGCUCCACCAGCUGGGCCGAUGGCCUCCGUGGAAUCGCCGCCAUCUUCGUUGUAGCGAGUCAUACUUCGCUAUGCUUUGCAACCUUCCUGAUCCCACCCUCCGUUGUGGAGACGGGCAAGUCCACCCUGUUUCAGCGACCCUUCUUCCGUUUGGUCAUCCAAGGUCAGGCCUGGGUAGCCAUGUUCUUCGUCCUGCUAGGCUUCGUCAACUCCCUCAAACCGCUCCAACUGGCCCGCUCGGGUGCCGUCUCCGAGGCUCUCGGGUCUUUGUCAACCGGCGCGUUCCGCCGUACCGGAAGAUUGCUAGCUCGCAGAGUGGAUGUUUUCUGGUUGAGAUCGACGGCGCCGAAACCGAGUGUUUCGCUGGUGGCUGCCGUUGAGGACUUGGUUCGGGAGCUCGCCGGAACAUGGCUGUACGGUGAAAAUGCCUAUGAUCAGCCUCAGUGGGCAUUGCUUCCGCUAUUUCGCGGUUCAUUGUAUGUUUUCAUGACUCUGCUUGCAUUAAUCAAUGCCACGCCUCGGUUCCGACUAUGUGCCGAGACUUUGCUCUAUAGCUGGAGCUGGGCGACACUAGACGGUGGUGUGGGGACGAACAUAUUCGCUGGCAUGAUGCUAGCCGAACUCUCCCUCAAUAACUGUCAAUUUUCAGCGUCUCUAAAACCCCGAGCAUUAUUUCAGACCGUACCUUACGGUCUUGUCGUUCUGGGUUUUUACCUCUGCUCGUUCCCGGAUCAAUAUGCCGAGCAAACAGCCUGGUCUUCCCAGCUCGCCCACAUUGGUGAUGCCAUAUUCCCAAAGGGCUCCAACAUAAGCCGCUACUUCGCUAGUAUCGGUGCGCAGAUAGUCUGUUUGGGAGCAAUGCUUUCACCCACGCUUCGACGAAUAUUCUCAAGCCGAGUCUUGCUUUGGCUGGGAUCUAUCAGCUUUCCCCUCUACUUGAUACACGGACCCCUGAUGCGUUCUGUGCUGGUUUACCUCCUCUAUUGGCCCAUGUCCCUUGGCUUCAUGCCUGCUCUGCUAGCGGAUGGCACGCCAAACCCAGAGUCUUACAUCCCCACGCCGAACACUUUCCGGCUUCGGGUUAUCUUGAGCUUGUUCUUCGCAUUCUUGCUGUUUAUUGUUCGCCUGUGGUCAAUUCAUAUCGAGCCCAAAAUGGGAGCAGCCACAAAUUAUCUAGAGAGGGUGUCUCGCUCAUGGGGGAAUAUACGAGAUUUCCUAGGAAAGGGACACGGGCUUUUGCCGAUUUCUAUCUUCAAACAGGCAAGUGCAUGA